Molecule: messenger RNA, 1440 nt
Organism: Sphaerodactylus townsendi
Lineage: Eukaryota; Metazoa; Chordata; Lepidosauria; Squamata; Sphaerodactylidae
Gene: TMEM106C
Product: transmembrane protein 106C
Exons: 14
Coding region: 1-1440 (479 amino acids)
Source: RefSeq, a predicted model, not a curated record
AUGCCCACUCUGUACGGUGGCCCACAAGCCACCAGAGGCAGAGCAAGAGGACGGAGGAGCUUCGCCUCCAGUGAACUUGGGCUGCUGGGGCCAUCUGGGAAGAAUGAGUGCAGCUGCCGGGCUGCUCCACCCAUGGCGGGCAUCAAACUCAGAUACUGGUCGGCAACAGAUGAAGAUGAUUUCCCGGACUGCAGGGAUUGGGAGGAAGACAUUGCCAAAUUCCCUUACGUGGAAUUCACUGGGCAGGACGGCAUCACCUGCCCCACCUGCCAGGGCAUUGGCUAUAUCCCCCCAGACCAAGUUAAUGAACUGGUGGCUCUGAUACCUUAUCACGACCAAAGGUUAAAACCUAGGAGGACGAAAUUCUACGUCUUGGUGUCGGUGCUGCUCUGCCUCCUGGCUUCUGGGCUGGUGGUCUUCUUUCUCUUUCCACAUUCAGUCCACGUGGAGGACGAUGGCGUCCAAGUGGUGAAGGUGUGGUUGGACCAAAAGAACUCCCUCAUUCUCCUCACCAUCACGGUCACCCUCCGAAUCAGAAACUCCAAUUUCUACUCCGUGACGGUAACUAGCUUGAGCAGUCAGGUGCAAUACAUGAAUUCUGUGGUCGGAACACAGCAGAUGGUCAAUGUCACCAGGAUCCAGCCACUGAGCGAGAAGCUGGUGAAUUUCACAGUGAAGUCCAAAAUGGGUGGACCUUCUUAUUAUGCAUACUUCUUUUGCACAUUGUCCAGAAUCAGAGUGCACAACAUUGUAAUUCUCAUGAGGACUUCAGUGAAGAUCUCCUACCUUUGCCAUGUAACUCAAAGUUCUUUGGAGACACACCAUUAUGUAGACUGUGGUGUCAAUUCCACAGCUGCUUCUGGGCCAGAUCCCACACUGCCAACUCCAGAAGACGUAGCCCAAAGUGCUCUAGUCUCCAAGGCAGUGCGGCCCAAAGGCAGGGAGAAGAGCUCUGACGCCAAGAGGCUAGAAGGGGGUACAGGUCUCGUGCAACACCAUUGCCAAUACAUUCAUGAGCUUGUUCAGGUUUUGAAGGACAGAGGGGAGGGGGCCUGGGGACAAGGGGGGAAGGGUGACGUGGCCUGGGUGGGCUUGGGCCUACUGCCCACAAGCUCAGCUCCACUACGUGGGGAGGGGGUGCGCGGAGGGGUUGUCCUGCUCCUGGGCCACCGAAGGAAUGUGUUGCUUCAGCUUUUAGCUGCCUCUCUGAACGGCUUGAAAGGGUCGGGGCGUUUCGAAGAACAAGGAGACAGGGAGAGGCGUCCUGGAGCCUUUGGGAACCAUGUCCCUGUUAACUGGGAAGAGGGCAAAACAGUCCUGGGCCCUGAUCCUUCACGCCAAGCAUGGGGGGUAACGCUGCUGUUGCAGACCCCUGAAGUCAUGAUCCAAGGCUCCUUGGCACGGAACCCAAAUGCCAACAGGGAGUGUGGGUCUCCGUAG